AUGUCAGCUCCAUCACCGACACCAUCGAACGUGCCCGCUGCCCACCACAAACGACCUAGACCCAGUGCGGCAGCCGGACCUUCAGCUCCACAGGGAUCAUCUAUUUCAAGGACGAAAAGGAGGAAGCCAGAGGGUCCAUCAGUCGAUGACACCGACAAGAGGAAUGGAGUGAAUGGGAAAAGCAAAGAAGAUGAUGCAGUCGAUCCUGCAGGUGAUGUUAAAACAAAGAUCGACUUUAACGAACUUCCCGUCGAGACUUUGUACAAGUAUUUGGAAUAUCACGAUUUAUUACCUAGAUGGGAUGUUUCGCCUUGGUCUGAAGAACCAUGUACCCCUCCAAAUCAACUGUAUACUCUUCCACCUGCAGCUCCGAUAGUACCGUUAUCUUCAUCAUCCAAUAUACCUGUACAAACCCGGACAUCCACCUCACCCAUCCCUCAAACGAGUAACGCUGCCUUUCCCAAUUCAGGCGCAGGACAAGAGGGUGAUAGUAGUAUGUCUCAAGGGUUGACACAAGGUUCAAGCCAGAUCAACGGUAUAGGAAAACCUACAGAUAAUGGAGACUUGGAUACAUUAUCGAACAUUCAUGAUGAACCUCAAUUACCUCAAUUACCACCUUCUGCAACGAACUCCGGACCUUCACAUUCGAGUCAAGUUGUCACAGCCCGUAUAGAUGAUUCCAGUAAUGCGCAAAGUCAAGGUCAGAGUCACGGUCAAGCUCACAAUCAAGGUAUAAAUGAUAAUUCACAUUUACCUAAACUAGAACAACAGUUGGAAGAAGGAGGUGAAGGAAAUCCUUUAGAUCCAUUCGAGCCACCCACCACAAGAUCAAAGACUUUACCCACAAGACAACCAGAGGCCAACUCCCCAAUUCCAGAACAUCCAGCAGUCCAACUCAAACGUGGCGUAAUUACACUUUCAGACGUCUAUUCAGCUAGAGAAGUAUUAGCUGAAAAAGCAAAUAAUCACUGGAUGAAAGGUUUAGGUGGUGGUCAAAAUAAAGAAGGUGAAACUAUCGUUAAUUUUUUAUAUAAAAUGAAAGUUGGUCAAGGCAGGUUAUUGAGAGUGUAUAAUCCCGUUCCGGCAAAUCAACACUGGUAA
This is a messenger RNA of Kwoniella shivajii, 1101 nucleotides long. RefSeq lists its product as uncharacterized. Bases 1 to 1101 code for a protein of 366 amino acids. Lineage: Eukaryota; Fungi; Basidiomycota; Tremellomycetes; Tremellales; Cryptococcaceae. The record is from RefSeq and is a predicted model, not a curated record. The transcript is spliced from 4 exons.